This is a messenger RNA of Xyrauchen texanus (razorback sucker), 2155 nucleotides long. RefSeq names its product tyrosine-protein kinase Lck-like. Gene Ontology annotation, cellular component: extrinsic component of cytoplasmic side of plasma membrane. The record is from RefSeq and is a predicted model, not a curated record. Gene Ontology annotation, biological process: B cell receptor signaling pathway; cell surface receptor protein tyrosine kinase signaling pathway; protein phosphorylation. The coding region runs from base 178 to 1689 and encodes 503 amino acids. Lineage: Eukaryota; Metazoa; Chordata; Actinopteri; Cypriniformes; Catostomidae. Gene Ontology annotation, molecular function: ATP binding; non-membrane spanning protein tyrosine kinase activity; signaling receptor binding. The transcript is spliced from 13 exons.
GCAGCACAUGUCUUCGAAACAGAGCGAGGCUCACACUCUGCUGGUUUGUCUAAUCUUAUUUGGUUAUUUUGUGUGGCAAAAUGUAUUUUUCAUAAAAUUUAAAGUUAACAACAUGGCAAUGCAUGCUGAACUGGCCCAUCACUGAUAUCUGAAACGUCUGUCGACAGAAAAGUAAAUAUGGGGAACUGCGGCUCCUUUGAUCCUGAUGAUGAAUUCUCAUACCAUCCAGACGAAUGGUGCGAUGAGUGUAACUGCCCAAAGCCUCCACCCAAUCAGUCAUUUGAUCCUCUGAUUUCAUAUCCAUCCCAGUACACACCUCCACCAUCAUCUCCUCUUCCAGAGAACCUGGUGGUAGGCAUAUACAAAUAUGAGCCAAGUCACAGUGAUGACCUUGGCUUUGCGAAGGGGGAGAAGAUGAAAAUCCUAAAUGCGGAUGACCCUGAAUGGUACAUGGCAGAGUCUCUGUCUACCGGGCAGAGGGGAUAUAUACCACAAAAUUUUGUAGCGAAACUGAACAGCAUGGAGACAGAACCGUGGUUCUUUAAAAAUCUCUCAAGGAACGAUGCCAUGAGGCAAUUACUGGCACCUGGUAACACACAGGGCUCCUUCCUCAUCAGAGAGAGUGAGACCACACCAGGUAGUUUCUCCCUGUCCGUGAGGGACCUGGAUCACACGCAGGGUGACAUCAUCAAGCACUACAGAAUCCGUAACCUGGAUGCAGGAGGAUUCUACAUCACCACCAAGAUCUCCUUUAACUCUCUUUCAGAGCUGGUCAAACAUUAUUCACGAGAGGCUGAUGGACUCUGCACUCGUUUGGUGAAGCCGUCUCAGACACGAACACCUCAGAAGCCCUGGUGGCAGGAUGAGUGGGAAGUGCCCCGUGAAUCUCUCAUACUAGAGCGCAGACUGGGCCAGGGGCAGUUUGGAGAAGUGUGGAUGGGGUUGUAUAAUAACAACCGUCGGGUAGCUAUCAAGAGUCUGAAGGCUGGUACAAUGUCCAUCAGUGCAUUCCUGGCUGAGGCAAACCUGAUGAAGACCCUGCAGCACCCUCGACUGGUGCGGCUCUUUGCUGUAGUCACACAGGAGCCCAUUUACAUCAUUACAGAGUAUAUGGAGAACGGCUGCCUGGUAGAUUUUCUGAAGACUCCAGAAGGAUGCAAUUUAACCAUCAAUAUGCUGAUCGAUAUGUCCGCCCAGGUCGCAGAGGGAAUGGCUUUCAUAGAGCAGAAGAACUACAUCCAUCGAGACUUGAGAGCUGCUAACAUUUUGGUGUCUGAUGAGCUCAUUUGCAAGAUUGCUGACUUCGGCCUCGCCCGCGUCAUUGAAAAUAACGAAUAUACAGCCAGAGAAGGAGCGAAGUUUCCAAUCAAAUGGACGGCACCCGAGGCUAUAAACUACGGUACAUUUUCGAUCAAAUCAGACGUCUGGUCGUUUGGAGUGCUGUUGACAGAAAUUGUUACCUAUGGAAGAAUCCCAUAUCCAGGAAUGACAAACCCAGAGGUGAUUGCAAACCUUGAGCAAGGGUACCGUAUGCCUUGCCCUGAUAACUGCCCUGAGGCUCUCUAUAACAUCAUGAAACAUUGCUGGACAGAGAACCCAGAUAACAGACCGACCUUUGAAUACCUGCGCAGUGUACUGGAGGACUUUUUCACUGCCACAGAGAGACAGUAUCAGGAGCAGCCCUGCUGAAUUGAUUUAUCUAACAAACAGUAGAAUGAGUAAAUGAUCAGUCCACAGAGUCACAUAAAGACACGAUAAUUCUUUAAAAACUAUUUAAAAUACAGUUAAAAGAAGAAAACUAAUGUUCUUUAAUCAUAAAUACAGGUUAUGCCAUACUGAGAAUAUGCCUUGACUAAAUGAAAAGAUAACCAUUUCUGAUGAACAACUGUUUUAACAUUGAUUUCGAAUCUGUGCUAUAUGUAAACAAAAGGUGCAUGUAUAUUUUUUUUUAGAAUUUUGGCAGUUUAAGCUGUUUUGAGUGAUCUGCUAUUGAAGGAGAGAAGGACUUGAUUGGAGUCUACUUUUAGCUUCUAAUUUUGCUUUCUCAGAUUUGUCAUGUAAAAUUCAAAUUUGCAUUUUUAUAAAAGCACAUAUAUUAUUAAAAGCAUCUUAUCCUCACUGAGCCAGUAAAACAGUCCAAAAAAUAAAUGGGUCU